This is a messenger RNA of Plasmopara halstedii, 597 nucleotides long. RefSeq lists its product as uncharacterized. NCBI's taxonomy places the organism in Eukaryota, Oomycota, Peronosporomycetes, Peronosporales, Peronosporaceae. The transcript has a single exon. The record is from RefSeq and is a predicted model, not a curated record. Bases 210 to 410 code for a protein of 66 amino acids.
AAUGGAUUAUCGUACCCGACUAUGUUCACAAAAACUCGAACACUUCGGAAGUUAUCACUUUUGGUCUGUAAAGAACUCUAGUACCCAUAAAAAAAUACUUUAUGUAGUGGCAUUUUUAUAAAACAUACCAAUGGAGCUUUCGCGCCUAAGAGAUAAUAUCUCUGUUGGGAAGCUAAUAUUAUUAGCUUCCCAACAAAAGGCAUAGUUUGAUGACUUCAAAAGAGAUCUGGAAACAGUUAUCGAUAAAGUCGAUGGUAUUUUGUCAAUAUGAAGGCGUUAGCAAAAUUAAUGAUCACUUCGCCAUGUGUGAAUGCCUUCGCGAAGAAUUUUCUUUUCAGCCAGCAAAAAAAAUUGGAAAAAGCAGCAAAGUUGCUAUGUCGGGUGUAGCACGGCUUCAACGAUUGUCCUGAAUAAACAAGGACAUAUAGAUUCAUGACAAGUGUUGCAUAUCAGGGGCAAGAUCAUACCCCGCAGUGCGAAGGGUAUAUGUUGGUAUUCAUCGUUGCUUUUCGGAGAAAUUAGUUUGUAAUCUUAUUAAGUGUUUGGCCUCCAAAAUGACAUGAUUUCAGUCGCAAAAUCUAAUAAAUCAUCUCAACC